Molecule: messenger RNA, 1356 nt
Organism: Pieris macdunnoughi
Lineage: Eukaryota; Metazoa; Arthropoda; Insecta; Lepidoptera; Pieridae
Source: the annotation of a GenBank genome assembly
AUGAGUGCUAUGAGGACACAAUUACUUAUUGUCGCUUGUGUGAACAUAGGUCAAUUCAUAGAUGGAUAUAGCGUGGGCUGGUCCGCUCCGAUUAUACCGAAACUACAAGAUUUGAGUCAAAGCCCAUUGAAAGAGGUCAUUACAGAUUUACAGGUAUCCUGGAUAGGUUCGCUCUUGUAUUUGGGAUCUAUUGUUGGUCCCUACAUACCCAGUUACCUAUCAAAUAUAGUGGGAAGAAAACCAUGCCUAUUAUUUGGUGGAAUUUUGAACUUGACGUCGAUUAUACUUAUCGUUACAACGAAAAAUAUAGCAAUGAUUUUCGCUAUACGAAUCAUAAGCGGACUCGGUAUGGGAAUGGUGACUGUUAGUAACUUGGUAUACGUAGGAGAAAUAGCAUCCACAAACAUUCGUGGUAUUCUGCUAACUUCUACAUCAAUAGUGGGAAUUUCUGGUACUCUAGCUGCCUACUGUGUCGGUCCGUUUGUCUCCUAUAAAAUGACGGGCUAUUUCGUCCUACUUAUUAACAUAGUACAUGUUAUAGGUAUAUAUUUCAUCCCGGAAUCGCCUGUUUAUUAUGCGAUAAAAGGUAAGGAAAUAGAAGCGAAAAACACACUUAGAUCCUUAGGCAGAGUUGAAGAUCUAGAAAGCAUAUUUGAAUCAGUGAGAGGCACGAAUCCAGACGAAGCGAGAAGCUGGAAAGCCUGGAUUAAGAUAUUUACAGUCAAGGCGAACAGACGAAGCCUGGGAAUAACACUAACUUUGUGCACAUUGCAGCAGACUAGUGGUGUAGCGGCCGUUUUAUUUUUUGCAACAACUAUCUUUCAGGUGGCUGGAUCGUCUAUAAGGCCUGACAUAGCUACAAUAGUAAUAGGCAGCACAAGGCUAGUAGCUAGUAUGAUCGCCCCUUUUGUUGUCGAACGAGCUGGUAGAAGAAUAUUACUACUUGUAUCAACGGCAUUUUGUGCUUGUAGCCUGUCAAUUCUUGGAACCUACUUUCACUUGGCAAGACUUCAGAGUUCUAUUAUAUCAGAGAUUGGUUGGCUGCCUUUGCUAUCACUUAUUAUGUAUUUCUUCUCAUAUGAAAUAGGUUUUGGAACUAUGCCGAGCGCUUUGGUCGGUGAGAUGUUUCGAGGUAAUGCCCGUAGCACGGGUUCAGCGGUUUCCAUGACAACCGCGUGGCUUAUUGGUUUCGGUGUGGCCACUAGUUUUGGUUCCAUGGUGAAGAUCCUGGGCGGUGAUGUCACUUUCUGGAUAUUUUCCUGCUCCUGUCUGGUCGCGUUUAUGUUUACCUUAAAGUGUGUGCCAGAAACGAAGGGAAAGAGUUUGAAUGAAAUACAAGAAAUGCUGAGUAGAUAG